UUAUACUAUCUGCUGCUCAUGGUACUUAGUUGAGUAACUAUAUAGUUCCAUUACCUAGGUAGGUAAAAAAAAAAGUGGAUCAACGUUAUUCUGACCCUCUAUCGAUCCAGCCUUCCAUCCAUACCUAUCCACCUGCAUGCUCCCGUCCACGUUACCUAAUGGACCGUAAUGUUACGAUAUCCCGAACUCGCAGACUUCCCGUAGUUAUGGGCCCCAGCACCAUCUGACUACUGUAUAACUACUGACUGGCUGCCAUUCUUCGUUUAUUGCUCUCAGCAUGGAGAGAAUUGCGUUGGGAGCGACCGCCGCCAAUGAUAAGACCAAAAGGCCGACGGUUAUCAAACAGCCCUUCCCUUAGGCUAGACACGAGGUUACCUUUGAGCGACAGGCAUAUGAGAGAUUGGGCGCGCAUCCACGAAUUGCAAGAUAUAUUCGUCCUCUAAGCCACACAUCUGAGAUGGAAUAUUACCAGCUUGGCUGCAUAGACCAAGCAAGGCAUAUAAUUGAAUCCAAGAUACCAUACCUUAAAUGGGCCAAGCAGAUUGCAGAAGGUCUGGUUUUUAUACACAGCAAGGGCGUCAUCCACUGCAACCUACGGUCACCCAACAUACUGGUCACCGAUACGCUCGAUGUCGUCCUAGCCGACUUUGCCUCGAGCUCAAUGGACGGAGCUAGGGUAUCCAAUGUGUACAAUAAAACUAGGUAUCGGCUGCCCAGCUUCGAUGAGUAUAAGUACGAAAGCUACCAAUAUACCAUUCAGGAUGACAUAUUUGCAUUUGGUAGUGUGAUAUACAGCCUCGUUACAGCCGAAGACCCAUACCAAGAGCGAACAGAUGAAGAAGUUAUUAAGCUGUACACCGCGGGUACCUUCCCAGAUACCUCGGGAUGGCCUAUAGGUGCGGUGACUACCAAGCGCUGGCGUGGUGAAUACUCCGAUGCAGCUGAAGUGCUUGAAGACAUUCGUUAGUAACAAUGUGCCGCAAUGUUUUGACACUCCCUACUGAUCCAUGUUAUUACUUCUCUUUCUAGGACACUUGCGGUUCGAAGCCUCCUUAGAGCAACAUUGCCUAGUCUACUUUAGGUUUUUAUUUCAUAUCCUUCGGAACAUAGGGCCCCCAGACUGAUGUAUACUCUUUAACCAAAAGCUAUGGAAAUUCUUAUCAUUUUUUACGGGAGCUCGUUGAUUUGGCGGGAUGGCAAAAAUUAGAUCGCAGGUAAACAAAUCUCCCCCGAAUCCUCGGUAUGACAAGUAGCUCAUGGUAUAUACGACAUAUAGAGAUAUAUAGAGGACUGUUGUAGAUAUCAGGAUUCGACGCUUCACAUUCCGCUCCCGAGUAACGAAAAUACUGCAAGCAUAGACCGCUUAGAACGGCUACAGAAAAUUCCUUCAAUAAGGGAAUCAACAACGCCAACACGUCUCGACCAAGAAUUAAUCUUACGGUAUCAGUCGUCUUUGAAUCGCAACCCCCUCGUAUUUCUAUGCAUGGCGUCGAAAUCGAAUGUCUCAGGGUGUCAGAUAUCCAGUUAGUUAUGAGGUAUCUUUCUUUCGGCAGCACCCUCGGCAUCACCAUGGACUCAAUAUCCACGCAUCAGCAAAACAAUGUUAGUACCUCUCCUUUGCAAUGUUAUAUUCGACUUUCCAACCUGUUCACAAGCGGGACCAACGAUAUCCCUAGCUUCGAGAUUCGGUUCAAUUACUAAUAAAAUCGACGAACAGUUCCGGCCUUGCCGUCACACUGCCGAAGCCAAUGCCGCUGCUU
Trichophyton rubrum CBS 118892 is the source of this 1760-nucleotide messenger RNA. RefSeq lists its product as uncharacterized. Gene Ontology annotation, molecular function: ATP binding; protein kinase activity. Bases 458 to 967 code for a protein of 169 amino acids. The record is from RefSeq and is a predicted model, not a curated record. Gene Ontology annotation, biological process: protein phosphorylation. NCBI's taxonomy places the organism in Eukaryota, Fungi, Ascomycota, Eurotiomycetes, Onygenales, Arthrodermataceae. The transcript has a single exon.